Ipomoea nil (Japanese morning glory) is the source of this 897-nucleotide messenger RNA. RefSeq lists its product as uncharacterized. The record is from RefSeq and is a predicted model, not a curated record. The coding region runs from base 1 to 897 and encodes 298 amino acids. Lineage: Eukaryota; Viridiplantae; Streptophyta; Magnoliopsida; Solanales; Convolvulaceae. The transcript has a single exon. Gene Ontology annotation, molecular function: RNA-DNA hybrid ribonuclease activity; nucleic acid binding.
AUGGGGGACACACAAGGAAUAUACACGGUUAAGAAUGCCUACAGGCGUAUUAUGGGAGAUUAUUCUGAUAACCCAGGGGCUUUUGAUAAAUGGGAUACAUUAGGGAAGUUAAAAGUGCCACCCAAAUGGAAAACCUUUUUAUGGAGGGCUGUGUCUGGCAUACUCCCCACCACUGAUAAUUUGAUUAUUAAAAGAGUGGAGGUGGAUCCUAUAUGUCCGAUGUGUGGCUAUGCACAAGAGAAUAUUAUGCAUGCACUGAUUUUAUGUGAUUAUUUUAAAAUGGUUUGGAAUAUUUCGGGAUUACCUGUCACGAAUAUUCUAACUAAUUUAUUCCAAUCAUGGCUCGUAGGCAUGCUGAACUCGUUGACGGAAGGGCAAGUAAGGCUGGCCGUGGGAAUUCUAUACUAUUUAUGGCAUGCCUGGAAUUCGGCAGUAUGGGAGAAGACUUUGCCACGGCCUGCAUCCACAGUGAAGAGGGCGGUGAGGACCGAGGAGGCGUUCACCAAGCUUGGACGCGCAACAUAUCAACCUCCUGCCACCAUGAUGCUCGAAGACGAUGCACAAAAUCGGCUGAGGUGUUUCUUCGACGCUGGCUACAGACAUCACACAGGAGAAGCGACAUAUGGAGUUGUGCUACUCAAUCACGAUGGUGUUUUUGUGGCGGCCACGUCUGGAACACUCCCUGGUGCUUUUUCACCUAUUAUAGAGGAAGCUCUUGCGUGCAAGGAAGCCCUAUCAUGGCUUAAAGGGCGCGAUACACGGAUGGUUGAUCUACUCACAGAUUGCAUAGAGUUGCGAAACAUGAUACAAUCAAGAAGUACAGGAACUCGAUCUUAUGUUGGGUCAUUGCUGACCAGUGCAGGACAUCUAUGUCGUUAUUUACAUAUUGCUCUUUAA